AUUACGGCGGUGUCUUUGGUGUCUUUCUAGCCUUUACAGAAGGUUUUCUAUCCAGCCUGGAAGUUGUGCCUCUUUUCGGAGUUGUUCAGCAAUAACUCCAAACUUUUACAUCCAAGAUUUAUCCACUUGAUGUCCAUAAUUUAUCAAUUUUCCGUCAUUUUUGCCGCUAGCUCGAUGCUAGCUGCCAUUUUGAAUAUCCCAUGAUGCUUUGCGAGUUUGUUCAUGGUUUAUCAACCAAUGACAGGCUGGUCCAUCAUCCACGUUGGUGUGCGUCAUUACACAUGAACCACAGCUCUGAUAUAGUGGAGAGAGAGAGAGACCCAGGGCUUGGUAGUUUUGAGAAGACACAGAGAAACACGGAGAAAAAUGGAUCGUCGGAGAAAUAUGGAUGUAAAUGCAGCACUGGCCUUUUUUGAUGCCAUGCAGGAUGAUGGAUAUUCGGGAGAAGAGAGCUUUUUGACAGAUGAGGAACUAGAUUACCAGGAUGGUCUAGACCCCGCUGAAGAUGGUGAUAAUGAAGAAGACACCACCCCACCCACCCAAGCAAGACAAGAAAGCUCCCAUUCUUCCGAUGAGGAGGGCCCUUCUACUUCUGCUGCAGCACCACAGCCUUCUACCUCUGCUGCACCACCACAGCCUUCCACUUCUGCUGCAGCAUCCCAGCAGCUGCUAGGAAUAGGUCAUGGACGGAUGCAGUCAAGGUCACGAGGGAGAGCGCGGUCAAGGUCAAGAUCCAGAUCCAGAUCCAGAUCCGGCAGCUUGAGGGGUCGACAGAGACACAGUCCUGAAUCCACUAGAUCGAGAUCUAGAUCACCACAACCAGCAGCCCCAACUCUAUCAUUGAACACUGAGAGUCAGCCGCCCAUCUCCGUGCUUAGCCGGCCGGCUGGCUGGCGGCAGCAAUCUGAAAUGGAAUGA
Molecule: messenger RNA, 918 nt
Organism: Sander lucioperca (pikeperch)
Lineage: Eukaryota; Metazoa; Chordata; Actinopteri; Perciformes; Percidae
Product: serine/arginine-rich splicing factor 4-like
Exons: 2
Coding region: 367-918 (183 amino acids)
Source: RefSeq, a predicted model, not a curated record